AUGGAAACAUUAUAACAUAUAUUAAAAACUCAAGGAACUAAUGUUACAACUAUAGAUCUGGAAUUCAAGUACCAUUCUAUUUCUAUCUUAAUAGAUCAAUUGACAAUUUAGAAGAAUUAUUGCCAUAAUUAGCAAAUUUUAGCAAUCUAAAAGAAGUAAUUUCUAAAUGAGAUAAAUAGCUUAAUUUACAUGGAAAUCGUUUGGCAUACUUACCUGAUGAUUUAAGUUUAUUAGACACCGUCGAAGUUCUUGAUAUCUCCAAUAACAUUUUCUCUGAUGUAAAUACUUAACAUGGAAUCAUUUUAGUUAGGCCAAGUUGUGGAUGCAUUAUCAACGAUGCCCAAUUUGAUUCAUCUUGAAAUUACAUUACAAUCAAAGGAAGAGGAGUAAUUUAUUUUAGAAUGCCUAUCCAAUCUUUAAAUUUUGAAUUCUUAAAAAGUGAAUGGUGAAUAAGAAGGUGCUGAUGAAACCUAGGAGUAAUAAAGUGAACAACAAUCUGAGAGAUCCAUGAGUGCAGUUUAAGAUAUUACUCUUUAGUAAUACGAUCUAGAAUAGAUGGCUGUAUUUUGAUAAUGAAUAUUGUUAGAUAUUAUAUGAUAGCAUAAGAGAAUACAAGAAGGAGGAUCAAGAAGAUAAACAAUUUGAUCAAUAAAUAAGAGCAAUAAUGCUUGAUCUAUAAUAGAAACUAAAACAAAACAAUCCUGAUCACUUAACCAAUCUUUAUAUUUUAACAGUAAUACUUAAAUUAAUUCAUAGGCAAAAUUUAACUUAUAUGAAAUCUGCUUUAAAUCAAUAAUUAAGCAUUUCAAAGUUAAUGACAAAAGCUUAGAUGCAAUAAUCACCAAAAUCCAUGAUAUGCAUUUAUCAAUUUUCAAUGACAUGUCUAAUGUGAUUCAAAAUGUCAAACCUUAAUCUAAAAACACAUCCUAAAUUGCUGAUAAUAAAAAGUAAGUGAAUCAACCACAACAAGGAGAUAAAGCUGUUGAGAAUAGAUUGAGAUUAGAGCUAUCAGAACUUCAAUAAUAAAAUGCUGAAUUGGAAAAGGAAAAUAAGAGAUAUUUAGAUUUACUCAUAAAACAUUCUAAAGGUGACAAGUCAUCAAUACCUAAUUCGGAACAUGUAAUAAAAUAAUAAAGUGACUCAUAUCAAUCUUAAAAUUAUACCAAAAAUCACCAAUCCUCUAGUCAAUAAAACAAUGCUAUUUUUCAAUCAAAAUAGUCUUAAAAUCUUAAUUCAGUACCUCAACAAAUUAAUGUCAGACACUUAACAUUAAAAUAGCUUAAAGAUGUUAUUCAAGAAAUCUAUGAAAGCAAACAGAAAUUUGAUUAGAAGUGUGCUGAAUCUAAAUUGCCCAGAGAAACCAUGGAAUAACAUAUGUAUACUUUUCUAAAUUAGAAAUAUGGACUUAAGAGUCUUAUUAUUGAAUGGGCUACAUCAAUAAUUAAUGCACUUAAAAAGUAUUCAGCAGAGGAUAAUGAUGUGGCUGUGUUUGGUAAAAUACUCAGAAAUGAAUGUGAUGAAGAGUUCCGCUUUGUUUAAACUCAAGUAAAAAAUACCAUGCAAGAAUUAUUAAAAGUACAUUAUUAUCAAUAUCAAAGAUGUACUUAAGAGGGAAAUUUCCAUUGAAACAUUAAGCAGAAAUCAAGGAAAUGCUCAAUCAAAGGAUAAAUGGACAACUUUAUGAAGAAGAGGCUGUGGACAUUAUCAAAUAUAUGUACAACCAAGAAGAUUCUGAAUUACUAUUGAACAAAUUAAAAUAAUACUACAUCGUACCUCAUAAAAAUCCAGACAGAAGGUUGACUAGAGAAGAACAAUUGUCUUUGCUUCAAGAAAAAGAUAAAUAUAAAUUAGAAUAUUCAGUGUUCCAGAAAAUAAUCUUAGAUUUCCAAUUAAAAUCCCAUGAGAAAUAUCUAAAGAAAUUUAUUAUGACCUUUAAGCAAAUGGAUACAGAUGCUAAUGGAAUUAUUGAUGAAGUAAUUAUUAUAAUUUUAGUCUUUAGAAUGAAUUUCGAAACUUAAUUGACGUUCUAAACUUUGGAGCCGGAGAUCUAGACAUUGAGAAAUACUUGAAUAUCAUCGACCCUUAUAGUCAUUAAUAGAUAACAUUUUCAUAGUGUGUGACUCUUUUUUCUUCAGAAUCUGUGCCUGGCUCUAACGGAUAAAUCCAAAUACUGUAAAAGAUAUCAGAAUAAUGA
Paramecium octaurelia is the source of this 2194-nucleotide messenger RNA. The record is from the annotation of a GenBank genome assembly. NCBI's taxonomy places the organism in Eukaryota, Ciliophora, Oligohymenophorea, Peniculida, Parameciidae.